Messenger RNA from Telopea speciosissima, 909 nucleotides. Its product is annotated as peptidyl-tRNA hydrolase 2, mitochondrial-like. Gene Ontology annotation, cellular component: mitochondrion; cytosol. The coding region runs from base 254 to 769 and encodes 171 amino acids. Gene Ontology annotation, molecular function: peptidyl-tRNA hydrolase activity. NCBI's taxonomy places the organism in Eukaryota, Viridiplantae, Streptophyta, Magnoliopsida, Proteales, Proteaceae. The record is from RefSeq and is a predicted model, not a curated record. The transcript has 2 exons.
UCUCUCUUCUUUGUUAAAUCAUUCAAGGGGGUUGGGAUUUGGAGGGAGGGAAGGAAAGUCUGGAAGAAUAAGUAUUGGAAUGAUCCAUCUUCUAAUACCACUGAGCAAGUAGGCAGCUUGAGUUCAUACAACUGCCUAGGAAGCUUCAUCUCUACGUCAUUUGCAAGUCCUGAGAGCAAGCUCUGUCAUUCUCAAAUCAUCAAAGAGUAGGGCUAAAUUGGGACCCUAGAAAGAAACAAAAGGGGUUUCGUUGAUGGAUCUGUCAUGGAUUAGUGCCUUAUUGGUUGGGGCAGGUUGCCUUGCUUUGGGUUACCUAAUUGGAACUCGGAGGCACACCCAAUUCCUCGCCUCUGCUAGAGAAAAUGUUGCAUCGGCUGUUGCUGAAUCUCACGAAAUUGAAAAACUUGCUGACAUUCUCGAAGACUUCAAGAUGGUAUUAGUUGUGAGGAAUGACUUAAAGAUGGGUAAAGGAAAGAUUGCCGCCCAAUGCAGUCAUGCAACUUUGGGUCUCUACAAGAAGCUCCUUCAUAGAGCCCCAAAAGCUCUGAACAGGUGGGAGAUGUGUGGUCAAGUGAAGGUGGUUCUGAAAAUUGAGAGUGAGGAAGAGUUGCUGGUUUUGCAGAAAAGGGCGAAAUCACUCAAGUUACCUACCCAUAUUACAGUUGAUGCUGGAAGAACACAGAUUGCUCCAAAUUCCCGGACAGUGAUGUCUAUUCUUGGACCUGCAGACGUGGUUGAUGAUGUAACAGGUGGACUGAAGCUUUUGUAGUGGUAACCUUAAAUCAUUGUUUGUUAUCUGCAAGUUUAUUAUGAAUCUUGGCUAUCCAGACCCAGAUUGGAAGGCUGCAAUUGGACCCAAUUUAAUGGAAAGAACUUAGUGUGUCUGAAUAAAAUGGCUUUCGUUUCUUU